Molecule: messenger RNA, 1116 nt
Organism: Phodopus roborovskii (desert hamster)
Lineage: Eukaryota; Metazoa; Chordata; Mammalia; Rodentia; Cricetidae
Product: selection and upkeep of intraepithelial T-cells protein 2
Exons: 7
Coding region: 1-1116 (371 amino acids)
Biological process (GO): T cell receptor signaling pathway; regulation of cytokine production
Cellular component (GO): external side of plasma membrane
Molecular function (GO): signaling receptor binding
Source: RefSeq, a predicted model, not a curated record
AUGGGAGCUACAGGGGUGUUUGGCACACACUGUGUUAUCUUGUACCUCCUUCAGAUGGUAGUGCUCAGUUCAGAAGAAUUCACAGUGUCUGGCUUGACUAGGCCAGUCUUGGCUCCAUUGGGGGGGAACCUUGAACUCAGUUGUCAGGUGUCCCCACCACAAAAUGCAGAGCACAUGGAGAUUCGCUGGUUCAGGUACCGCUAUACACAGCCUGUGCACCUGUAUAAAAAUGGUAAAGACCUGCAUGGAGAAACUAUCUCCAAGUAUGUAGAGCGGACAGAACUCUUGAAAGAUGAUAUUGGGAAAGGAAGAGUGACCCUAAGGAUCUUCAAUGUGACUGCCGAUGAUAAUGGGCCAUAUCACUGCAUCUUCAAAGAUGGUGAAUUUUAUGAAGAGCACAUCACAGAGGUCAAGGUCACAGUCACAAGCUCAGACAUACAGAUUCUUAUGCAUCCCCCUAAUACAAAAGGUGUGAUGUUGGAGUGUCAUUCAGGAGGCUGGUUCCCAAUGCCUCAUAUGGAAUGGAGAGACAGCAAAGGCGAGGUCAUUCCAGCAACAUCAAAAUCCCACUCACAGAAUAGAAACAAAUUGUUCAGCAUGACAAUGGCCCUUCUUAUUAAAGCCAACUCCCACCGGAAUGUCACUUGCUGCCUUCGAAAUCCUCUAACUCACCAGGAAGAAAGCAUCAACAUUGUCCUAUCAGACAAACUGUUUUCAUGGAGAAGAGUUUGGAUACAGAUUCUGAGUUUAAUAACAUGUGUGCUAAUAGCCUUCCUCUUGACUUCCUGUGUUCGGCAACAUCUCAUAUUUGGUAAGUAUGGGAAAGGUAGGUGUCCUUGGAAAAAGACUGUGAUACUACUCAUUAUUUCAAUAUUUGCAAUUAUAGGAGUCAAUCUCAUUUUGCAUCUAAGACAAAGAGUCCCAAUUUCAGAUCCACAUUUUGAACUGGAUACUUUGUGGGUAGAAGAUAUUAGUGUGGUCCUGUGUGUGCUGAUAGUGUUCAUCAUCAACCUCGUUUCAUUUAUUUACUUCAGAUUGAAAGGUAAUUAUGAAAGGAAUCCUGGCAACUCAGAAGAUCUGGAUCACAUGAUUGUUGCUCAGAUGUCUAGAAGGUGA